Tyto alba (common barn owl) is the source of this 1986-nucleotide messenger RNA. RefSeq names its product uroporphyrinogen III synthase (gene UROS). Gene Ontology annotation, molecular function: uroporphyrinogen-III synthase activity. Bases 461 to 1270 code for a protein of 269 amino acids. NCBI's taxonomy places the organism in Eukaryota, Metazoa, Chordata, Aves, Strigiformes, Tytonidae. Gene Ontology annotation, biological process: uroporphyrinogen III biosynthetic process. The record is from RefSeq and is a predicted model, not a curated record. The transcript has 10 exons.
UCGGGGGGGGGUGGGGGGGUGGGAAUCCGCGCCGGAGCCGACUUGCAGCGGGUCAGCACCGGGUGUGCGGUGAGCGUAGGGCGGCAAAGUUCUGCCGGCGGGACGUGGGGUAUGUGGUGCCUGCCCGCGGUGGAUCACAGGGAAAGGUUGCGUUGGGGUGAGGGAAGAGACCCGGGGAGGGCGCCCGGGCUGCCCCCGCCGGGGCCGCAGCGGGGCUGGGGGGGAAAAGGUUCCAGGCCGCCCUCUCCCCGCUCCUCUCUCCGGAAAACUCGGGGUUUCCUCUUUGUGCUACUCGUGUAACCCGCUUUAAAAGAAAUACAGCGUCCUGGGAAAGUCAUCGGGACCCAAAACACACUUGAAAACGGUCCGUGGAAGCGUAGGUGCGUUUUAAUUGCUGAGCUCCCUGCCCUGCUGGAACAUCCUCUGUUUAAAGAGUUCUUGUGCAGUUAUUUGGUAAAUAAUGAAGGUUCUGUUGCUGAAGGAUCCCAAAGACAAAGAUUCAGGACCGGAUCCGUAUAUUAAAGAAUUAGGAUUAUAUGGAUUUGAAGCAACUUUGAUUCCAGUUUUGUCAUUUGAAUUCAUCUCUCUUGAAAGCUUAUUUGAAAAGCUCUCUCAUCCAGAAUGUUACGGGGGCCUAGUUUUUACCAGUCCAAGAGCAUUAGAAGCCAUCAAAAUAUGUUUAAAAGAAUAUAGUAAAAAUGAAGCCUGGUCAAAAUCUUUUAAGCAAAGAUGGAAUAGCAAACCAACCUACGUGGUAGGAAAAGCUACAGCUUCUCUAGUGGAGGAAAUUGGUCUUAUUCCACAAGGAGAAAAGUCUGGAAAUGCUGAAAAAUUAGCUGAAUUUAUUUGCUCAAGGGAGAAACCUAAUUCCUCAGCUCUUCUUUUUCCUUGUGGAGCCCUGAAAAGAGAAGUACUUCCUACAGUACUUAGAGAAAAAGGUAUACCUCUGGAAAGCCUUACUGUUUAUCAAACGACACAACACACUGACCUGCAAGAAUCUUUGAGCGCUUAUUUCUCGCAACAGGGAAUUCCAGCAAGCAUCGUGUUCUUCAGUCCUUCUGGUGUCAAGUUUUGCCUCCAGCACAUUCAGAAGCUUUCUGGGGAUUUUAUCAACCAUAUCAAGUUUGCUGCUAUCGGUCCAACAACUGCGGAAGCCAUGGAAGCGGCAGGAAUCCCAGUUAGCUGCACUGCAGAGAGUCCGACUCCCCCAGACCUCGCCGCGGGGCUCCAGAAAGCACUUCACUGCCAGAACUGCUGUUUGUCUAAAUAAGAGCACAGCGUGCAGCUGAAGAUGAAUAUGGUGCUGUAGAAGUUUUGGGUUUUUUGUUUUUUUUUUUUUUUUUUUUUUUUUGUUUUUUUGUUUUUUUGUUUUUUUUCUUUCCAUUUUGCAGAGCUGUUGUCCUGCAAGAAAGUAUUUUUCAGGAACAUGCAGCAGUGCCCUUGUCAGGGCCUGCUGUGAGAAGCUUGCACCUAUCUAAGAAAUCCAGAAUCUGUCCAGCAUCUCUUAAAGCAUCUAGCUAUUCCCCUUUUCUCACGUGUGUAGUAUUUUAUGUGGACAUUCCUGGAAGACUAGUUGUGAGACACUAACUGCAUCAGAGCAGUAUAUUGAAAUAAGUGCAGUGUAUCACCUCAGGUAUCUCCUAGCACACAAGGUAAGGUUUUCAUUUCUCUGUAGAAUCAGCUUUACGUGCACAUCUUUCUCUUUUGUAGAAGAAAAGCAUGCUUACACGGAAGUAUUUUCUGUGGUAAAGCUUACUUGUUCGUUGCUCUGCUUUUCAAGUAUUUAUAUGAAAAUGAUGAUUGUAGAUUCUCAAUGGAAUAGGACAAUUCUUGCAGUGAAGUUGCACUGUGUGGAGCUAAUAGCAGAUCAGCUAUUGCCACUCAAUAUCCUUACAGUACAGGGUCUUAAAACAUUAGUUUUUGGUUUCUAUUCCUGUAAUGAAGGAGAAUUAUUAACAGAGAAAUAAAUUGGCUUAUCAUCAUUAA